Lepisosteus oculatus (spotted gar) is the source of this 2182-nucleotide messenger RNA. Its product is annotated as protein-tyrosine sulfotransferase 1. Gene Ontology annotation, molecular function: protein-tyrosine sulfotransferase activity. The record is from RefSeq and is a predicted model, not a curated record. NCBI's taxonomy places the organism in Eukaryota, Metazoa, Chordata, Actinopteri, Semionotiformes, Lepisosteidae. Gene Ontology annotation, cellular component: Golgi apparatus. Gene Ontology annotation, biological process: peptidyl-tyrosine sulfation.
GGAGCCGGAGACAGGCCCAUUUUUCCGUGUUUUCCCCGCCGCUCCGCCAAUCGGAAGGAAGCUCUCGCCGUCUAAACUGCGGGGCUCCGGCGAGCGCAGGGUGACGCGUUCUCGGCGAGUGGAGUCGGGGGAGCGGAGUCGACAGACGUGUGCGCUGAAUUUAAGCGGCGGAAAGCACCAAAGGCUGGACCCCACAGGGGAAAAAAAAAAUUGGAGAGGGAGGAAUGCAUGGGGAAUCGCCGCACAGCCCUCUUAACUUAGCCUAGCGCUAGUGUAACCCGUCUGCGUUGGACUGUGGAUCAGCUCUGCUUGAACCCAUGGAGCUGGGCAUGUGGCUGAGGCUUUGCACGGUGGAAGACGGUCUGUCCACGUUCAUCUCUGGGGGCAGCCCCUGAACCUCGAAGGGAGGGACCCACUCCUCUGAGGGAUCCACGCCCUCCCGCACCCCCCCACCCCGAGAUGAUCGGGAAGCUGAAACAGAACCUGCUGCUGGCCUGCCUGGUUAUCAGCUCCAUCACGGUCUUCUACCUGGGCCGCCAUGCCAUGGAGUGCCACCACCGGAUAGAGGAGCAGGGCCAGCCGGGGGCCGCGGGCGGCUCGGGGGCCACCCUGCAGACCGGCCCGGGCCGCAACUCCAGCGCCUUCGCCUACAACAAGGACAUGCCCCUCAUCUUCAUCGGGGGCGUGCCCCGCAGCGGCACCACGCUCAUGCGGGCCAUGUUGGACGCCCACCCGGACGUCCGCUGCGGGGAGGAGACCCGGGUCAUCCCGCGCAUCCUGGCCAUGAAGCAGAUGUGGAGCCGCUCGGGGCGGGAGAAGAUGAGGCUGGACGAGGCCGGGGUGACCGACGAGGUGCUGGAUUCGGCCAUGCAGGCCUUCCUGCUGGAGAUCAUCGUGAAGCACGGGGAGCCGGCCGCCUACCUGUGCAAUAAGGACCCCUUCGCCCUGAAGUCCUUGACUUACCUGGCCAAGAUCUUCCCCCACGCCAAGUUCAUCCUGAUGAUCCGCGACGGCCGGGCCUCGGUCCACUCCAUGAUCUCCCGCAAGGUCACCAUCGCCGGGUUCGACCUGGGCAGCUACCGGGACUGCCUGACCAAGUGGAACCGGGCCAUUGAGACCAUGUACGCCCAGUGCCAGGAGGCGGCCGACAAGUGCCUUCCGGUGCAUUACGAGCAGCUCGUCCUGCAUCCCGAGAAGUGGAUGAGGAAGCUGCUGAAAUUCCUCGACAUUCCCUGGAACGAGGCGGUCCUGCACCACGAGGACCUGAUUGGGAAGGCGGGAGGUGUCUCGCUCUCGAAAGUCGAGAGGUCUACUGACCAAGUCAUCAAGCCGGUCAAUGUGGACGCCUUAUCGAAGUGGGUGGGCAAGAUUCCGGCCGACGUCCUGCGGGACAUGCCCGCGAUCGCCCCCAUGUUGGCACGGCUGGGGUACGACCCGCAUGCCAACCCCCCGAACUACGGCCGGCCGGAUCCCCAAGUCCUGGACAACACCAGAAGGGUCUAUAAAGGUGAAUUUCAGCUACCUGAUUUUCUUAAAGAACAACCACAGAUCCCGAAAUCUCCAGAAAAACCACAUCCCAGUUAAUGUGGAGGAAGGAGAGGACUCCGCUCUGGGAAAAGAAUCCAAGAAGGAGCAUCACAGUGCGGAUGGAUGCCAUCAGUUUUGUGCUGGAAUGUUGCCCUGGGAAGACAUGCAGUGCUCUGAUGGACACACCGGGAUCCAAGUGCAUUUUCCAUGAACUUGAAUCGGGCUCCCCGCCUGGGACCAGUGCUCUCCCAGUAUGGAGAAGUCAUCUGGGCCUUUGUCGUACUGUAUCCAAUGCCUCCGUCGCGGUGUGGCCGCGCAGUAUCAUUGCUCUGUCGUUUUUAUUUUGGCGCGCCAUACUCGUUGGGAUUCGCGUUCGUCUUUUCUUUCCACGUUGUCUGUAAUUCUGUUGUAAAACGAGCAUUGCAUCACUGUCAAGAGUGAGCUGAUUUUUGAGUUUUGCCCCAGAGGAUGCAGUAUCUUUUUUUUUUUUUUUAAAUGUGCGUGUAUGGUGCAAUUUCAUAGGUACUGAUGUACAAGGCGGGGCGGGUGAAAGGGUUGACUGCAGUUUGUUUAAAAUUUUUGUAACCAGUCAUCACUAUGGAAGUGAUCUUUUUGUAUUUGGGGACCAGUAAUUAAAUGAAUGUGUUUAAUGAAA